This is a messenger RNA of Mycetomoellerius zeteki, 2234 nucleotides long. RefSeq lists its product as uncharacterized. The transcript is spliced from 12 exons. Gene Ontology annotation, molecular function: phosphatidylinositol bisphosphate binding. The record is from RefSeq and is a predicted model, not a curated record. NCBI's taxonomy places the organism in Eukaryota, Metazoa, Arthropoda, Insecta, Hymenoptera, Formicidae. Bases 159 to 2066 code for a protein of 635 amino acids. Gene Ontology annotation, cellular component: membrane.
ACAGUAUAUAUUGUACCGCGUUACUUAAAGUGUUAUAUAAACACUUGAUUGUUAUUUAUCGUUGUCCAUAUCUUACACAUAAACGUGUAUCUUUGUAUCUUAUCUUUGCGGCUCGAAGACGAUUCUUCAGUGGAAGCUUUCUACUUAUUAUCAUCACAAUGGUGAAUGAACACAAAUAUAACAGCAUAGAGUAUCAUAUUCAGCACGAGCUAACUAGUGACGAUAAAGAAUAUGCAGCGACACAUUUGAACGAAACCGAUGAGACUAGAAAGACCACUAUUGCGGAGAUCAGACGCUGGAUCAAUGACGAAAUGCACGUACAAAUUGAUGAUUUCCUUAUCUUGCGAUUCUUGAGAGUCUGUAAGUUCAGUCUCGAGAAAACUAAAACCAGGAUGCGAAACUAUUAUAAGCUGCGAUCUGACUUACCUGAAUGGUUUACAAAUACAGAUCCGUUUCAACCGGAAUUACAAGAGUUAAUUAAUAUGGGCUUGUUUUUACCCUUGCGGAAACCGGAUUGUCAUGGCAGAUUGGUCAUCAUUAUGCGCACUACUUUACAUAAUCCGAGAAUACACAAAUUAUCAGAUAUAAUUAAGAUCAGUGCGAUGUUGAUGGAGCUGGCGAUGAAGAAUCGCGCCAUAGCCGCAUCAGCGUCUGUGUAUGGUUGCACAUUGAUCAAUGACGCGAUUAACCCAACUAUAUAUCACUUUUUUCAAUUUGGACCUUCUGCAUUAAAGAAAAUAGCACACACAUGUCAGAACUGCUAUCCUAUAAGAAUACAGUCGAUAAACGUAGUUAAUGCACCGAUGUUUGUAGAGAGUGGUUUCAGAAUUCUUAAAUCUUUCAUGUCGGAGAAAAUGAGCAAUAGAUUUCACAUCAAUCGAUACAUGCUGCCCAGUUUUUUUAAGGAUGUUCCAGCUAAUAUCUUGCCAAUCGAGUAUGGUGGCACUGAUGGUACAAUUCAGGAAUUAUUAGAAUAUUGGAAGAAAUUGAUCGAAGAGAAUCGCGACUGGAUUACAAGAGAAUAUAGUUACAAAAAUCAUAGAAGUUCUAUGUUAUGUAACGUGUUUAUCGAUAAUCUUAUUCCAUAUGUAACUAUUCAUCUCUACUCAAUUCGCGGCUCGCUGAGUUCCUUCGCAGCAGUGUAUAAAGUUCUUUGCAUGAUGGCAAACGCAUCUAGCUACGACGAUAGUGUAAAUAAGUGUUACGAUCGACAUGAGUUAACUAGUGAGGAUAAAAGGUAUGCAGCGACAUAUUUGAACGAGACCGAUGAGACUAGAGAGAGCGCUGUCGCGGAAAUCAAACGCUGGAUCGAGGAAAGCGACGAUAUACACGCCCGAAUGGAUGAUUUCCUUAUCUUGCGAUUUUUGAGAGUCAGUAAAUUUAAUAUUGAGAAAUGUAAAAUUAGGAUACGAAACUGUUACAAGCAGCGAUCCGAAUUGCCGGAAUGGUUCACGAAUACAGAUCCAUUUCAACCAGAGCUGCAGGAAAUGAUUGAUUUGGGUUCAGCUUUGCCUCUACGGAAGCCAGAUAAUCAAGGAAGAUUAAUUGUUAUUGUGCGCUGCACGCGGCAUGAUCCGACAAUACACAAAAUGUUAGAUUUAAUUAAGAUGAUUACGAUAGCGUUGGAUAUAGCAAUGAAAUAUUAUCCCACAGGAUCCGUGUAUGGUUAUGCAUUAUUUAUAGAUACAUCUAAUCCAACUUUACGCCACAUUGCUCAACUCCGACCAUCCCUAUUAAUGAAUAUAGUUCACAUGUGUCAGAAGUGCUAUCCCGGGAGGGUCAAGUCAAUUAAUGUAUUUAAUGUGUCAGAAAUCUUUAAUGGUAUUUUGCAAAUUUUUAAAUCUUUUUUGACGGAGAAAAUGAAGAAUAUAUUUCACGUCUACUCAUACAAAACGACGCAGAACUGUUUCAAGGAUAUUCCAGCUAACAUCUUGCCCGUCGAGUAUGGCGGCACUGAUGGUACAAUUAAAGAAUUAACAGAAUAUUGGAAGAAAUUAAUCGAGGAGAAUCGCGAAUGGCUUAAAAAAGAUGAUGAUAACGAUAAAAUCGCUAUUUGGAGGCGUUAGAUUUAAAAACGACAAAGAAACUAAUAAAGGAAAGUAUAAAGAGAAGAAAUAUUCCUGGGUUUCCCUAAAAUUUUCAUCCAUUCGACUGAAAUGUGACUCAUGUUAAAACCAAUUUGUCUCAUUUACAUUAGAAUGCCGAUAUUAUUAAUGUGGAAGUGAUUGUUAAUU